AUGAAGUACACAGUCGCUGAGACGGCUCAGCUGCACAUGGAAGGAGGCAUCACCGAUCUGAAAGCGACCGACAUGAAGAUCUAUUGGGGUUCUCUGGGAGCUUGGAGUGAAGGGAAUGACAUCCUGACAUCCGACUCUGUCAUCGAAGUCUACCUCCCGCGGUUUUCAGGUGGAUCGAACCUGUUCGGUGCAUACCGGUCUGGCGGUGCCGAAACGAAUGUCCAGUGGAUGAAGCAGAGUCAAGUCGUUACCAUAUCUGAAAGCCUAUCCAAGACGUGGGCAACCGUUCCAUCUCCUGUUUCCAACCAAGCCGCAUCCGGAAACGGUCCUGGGGCCGGGGGAUGCUUCGGAAUAACACAAGACCUCUCGUCCAACGCGUUCGAUCUCAAGCAGAUACGUGCAGAUUCCUUCUCCAUGUGCCACUGGGACUCACAGAAAGAGACGCUCCGUCUGCUGGUGUCUUCGUCGCGUCGCAUCACCGGUGUAUACAUCAGCAAGGUGUCGCUCUUUCAGAACUAUGACGCUCAUGGCAAGCAGAACGGUCUCGGUCCCUUGCCACCGAUAGGAGGGAUUGACGAGCAGUGGUAUCAGUUGGCGCAUGUUGCCAUCUAUCAAGCCUCUGGCUCUCUGAGAGGCUGCGCCGUCAGCUCUAUCAGCGACUUCCCGUCGACGUCAUGCGCAAGCGAUCUCCUGGUGUAUCAAGUUCCCUUCGAUCAGUAUCGAUCUGUCAGGUUUGGGACGGACCUUCCUCCAAUCCCCACACGAAAGGGAGCUGGAGGCGUCGGCACAGUAGCGCCUCCAUCCUUCGUCUAUGCCGCAGCGUCUGGAAACAACGAUGGGCCGAAUCAAGCCGUGUGUAUCACCGUCACGUUAGUCAGCUCCUCCACCAUCUACUCCGUCGCUGCCAACCCGACCAUGAUCUCCCUGACUGGCCUGACGGGAAGCUUGUCGCCAAGUCAGUACAUUCCGCUCUUCCAGAGCAAGUGUCAGUGCGAGGGGUCGAGCACAGCACAGGAGCUCAUGCCUCCGAGGUUUCGAACCUCCACAAGCACGCAGGCUGUUGGUCAGGCAGAGUUCCAUGCCGAGGGGACCUUGACGCUGCAGCUUAUUCCGGGUCAGUACAUUCAAGCGGGAGAGGUCGUGACUUUCUCCUUCAGUUUGAAUACUGGUGGGAACCCCCAGACCUCCCGGGACUUGAGAGUUUCAUUGUCGGGUCAAAGCUGUUCGACGAACGACUUCUGCACGUCAUCCAGCUCUGUAUCGGUUACGAUCCCUCCUAGGAAGUUUGACUCCUCUUCCAAGAUCUUGGAGGUAGUUGGCAACAAGUUGAGAGUGUCCAUGUUUCAGAGCUCCAGCGAUCCUGGCUCUAUGACCAAUGUCUUUGUAACCUUGCAACCCAACUUCAACGUUGAGGUUGGGUCGGUGAUAAGCUUUCAAGGAGUCUGCGGCACACAAACGAACACUGCUUACGUAGCUCUGAUGAGCAACAGGCUAAAUGGUGGAACCCCGUUGACUGACAAGUGCACUGGAAACCCCAAGGAAGUCGACCUGGCAGACUACUGGCCCAGUACAAGGCUAGAUUGGAGCAUAGGAGGGCCUCUAAAAUUGACUCUAGAGCACAGCCUCGGCCUCAAUGCUCGAGGGACCUAUGCCCUGUCCUGGUCAUGGCAAAAUGUCAACACGGCAAAUUCGGCCUGCUCCCUAACGGUGACUGUGCACAAGGGAGGAAACGUCGUGAACGCUGAAGUAGUGGAGAACAUCGGGAGUACGCCCAUCUCACAAGGUCAGAACACUCUGGCUCAGAUUACAAUCUCAGGUCUGCAUGGCUCCCAGACAGGCAAAUCGCCAAUCAUCAGCGCAUGUCCGACCUUCGACUGGAACUUGUUCCAGCUGCGUCCUGUGGCUGAUCCUCCAACUGCGCAUUUCGUGGACAAGGUCGUAGGAGGGACGCUGCAUCGGACCACAAGCUGGGCUUCGGGAUCAGCUGUGUUGACUGUCAAUCAGGAUGAUAAGGCUGGCAAUGCUUACUUCUCCAUCCCCCAGCAGCAGGAUGUUGUGUUUGCGCUAGUCCUGAAGAACCCAAAGGGUCCCAACCCCUGCCAGUCAGUGUCCCUGAGCCUCUCAGCUCAUGGACCAGGAAACACUCCGGUUACGCAGACCGUUACAAUGGUUCAAAACCCUCUUGAUAGAGCCUUGGAGGAUGGAGAGGUCGAUGGGGAUGUCUGUGUUCUCAAGACUUACGACUACAACUUCCCGACGAGAGUCAUCGCGCAGUCGUCGCCUGUCGUACAGGAGAGCAACGUCAUCACCAUCACUCUGCGGUCUAACAUGAACAUGUUGAGUAGCUUCUACGGCUCUCAGAUCACCAUCUCUGGUCUGCAGGGUACAGACACUACGGGCACAAGCUUGUUGGCGACUGCGGUUUCAGACCAAUACUUCCCGAACAUUCAGAAGACAAGUUGGGAUGCCAGUCAAGGCAAGCUAGUAGUCUAUCUCGCCCAAGGGACCUGUCAGCUACCUGUCAAAGGCCAGCCCUCUUACUGUAUCUAUGCGGGCUGGACCUAUGUAUGGCGUUACACCUUCAAGAAUGGAGCCGCAGAGCAAGCAAGCCCGGCUGUGUCCAUCUCAUCUCAGUUUGCUCAAGGGAGGAUUACCAACCCACAAGUCAUGACUUCGCCGAUGAGCUCCGACUUUCAUGUCCUCUACAUGACCAGAAACCUUCUCAACAAGUACAACAUCGGACAGUUGAAUCCUGCUCCUGGAGCUGUCAAUCCUGUUUGCAUCACCUUGAGAGCAAGCAAGACGAUCACUGCCCCUACCACCUUCACCCUCACAGGGUUGAACAUGUUCUCCUCCAGCACCAACGUUGCCUUGUACGACGAGUACGCGACUGCCCCGCUUGCCGGGGGGUUGUUCCAGACGGUCGGAGCAAACCCGCAGAGCAACUACGCGACGUACGAUCAAUCAACGAUCCGGUUCCAGCUGGGUCCAUCGCAGUCUCUUCAAGAGAGUGUAAAGUACAAGUUUUGCUUCAGGCUCACUAACGCCGUCACGGGUCAUGCCACCUGUCCUCAGGUCUCGUUGAUCGUCGAUUCGCAUUCUGCACCAGCGGCGUUCAAGGGGUCGCAGGCGUAUCUGUGCAACAACGAGGCGAGCAGGAGGGUCACAGGCUACCCCUCCGAGCCCUCAGGGUGCGCUGGUUACGUCUCAGAUCGCAAGUUCGUAUCGUCAACCCUCCGGUCAGGGUCAAACGUGACUGCAAGUACUGCGUGGCUGACGAUGGAGCUACAGCCCAACUAUCCUCUCACCCCUGGCCACACAAUCACCGUUGGCUCGUUCCUGAGCAUGAAGAACGCGGGGUCGUCGGACGUGCCAUGUACGAUAGUUCGCAAUGGCCAGGUGGUCAACUCUGUCACCAAUCAGCACAGUAACAAGGGAAUCUUUGCUGCUGCUACGUUCGAGAGUGUUUGCAAGUUCAUCGACAACCAGAUCAAGAUUUCUUACACGGGGGGCCAAGGCUCGUCCUCCAGUCUGGUCUACGACCCAUAUUACGACGUGACUGCUCGCCGAUCGAGGGGUCUGUACAAGGUGGAGGUGAUGGCCGGGGGCUCUCAGUAUGGAGCUGCCAGCGUCAUCAUCUGUGACAUCACGCCUGGCGAAGAGUUCUGGACCAAGACGACCUGCACAGAUGCUGGAGUAGUGUUUGCUGCUGGCAGCUCAGCCAGGGCACAAGCGACCGUCUUGUCUGGCACUGUUGUCUCCAUCAAUCUCACGGCGUCGGGAUCAGGCUACGCUGUCGCUCCCCGCGUGUUCAUAGUCGACCCUACAGGGUCAGGCAGGGGUGCUCUAGCAAGAGCCUUUGUAUACGACUUGUCCAUCUACACGGUGCAGCUUCAGCUUGUCAAUCAGAACACUCCUGCCCCUGCUGGAAGCUUCACGGUCUCGUCUCAGUCGUUUGUACCUGCCGCUUUAGACAGCGGGGAUGGAGCUCUAUCCAAGUCAAGCUUGAAGCUUCAUGAUCACAAUAGCUCUCAGGUUGUCUUCACUGUCACUCCCCAACACAACCUCUACGAGGGUGACAUGCUCCUCGUCAACCUGCCGGCAUAUGACGUCAUCACUGGGCCGAUCUUUGGAGUUACCUCCUCCCCCAACCCAGCCUUUACGACCUUCUCGACCCAGCUGGAGUGGGAGCUGAACUACCACGAGAAAGAUCGGGCUCGAGCUUACGUCAGCAACGGCUGGGUAGCGGAUGGCAACAGGCAUCGCUCGGGAGACGGAGACGUUGACGGCUUGUUCGUGCUGUCGCCAGAGGAUGAUGGCUACAACAAGAACAAGGACCUGUGCUGGAGCCGAGUCUCCUGCCCUUGGGGCUUCCCGGACAGCGACAUCACCUUCUCGAACCCAUCCAGCACUUUGUCACUAGUCAAGGUACAGAGUACUUCUUCGUCUCUGGGCCACUCGCACGACAUCUGUUACAAGAACAGCAGCUUCAACCUGCCCCAUCCGUCAGACUACGUCGGUAUGCAGCUCAAGUGCCGCAACAACCAGCACCAGGCGACCGACGGAGGUCAAGUCACCAGCGUGCGAGUGCGACAUGGCGGGCUGACGGCCGUCAGCGGGAGGUACACAGAGACUUCAAGCAUCUCCGCUGCAGCACCGACGUUUGUGGCAGCAGCAGCUGGUGCAACCAGUCAAGCUACCGGGUCGCUGAUGUACCAGGUGGUUGGAGUUCAGUACAUGUCAGGCAGCUCCUUGACAGAUGGUGACGUCAUUGUGUUUGACUCGACCUACCAAGUGUCGCCUGCCGCUGCCUCUGUCUCGUCCCUCUACAGCACCAGCCCAGCUGUGCAUGUCGCGUCUCCCGGCUUGUACUCAGGCUUCCCGUACGCGACAGUCACUGGCAAGGACACGCAACUUCAAGUGCUGCUGAGCGUAUCGAGCGCCAGCCUGUCCUCUCAAGGCAGCGGAUACACUUCCAUCCCAACCGUUACAACCUCCCUCAAGCCAAGUGUUGCUCUGCCUUCCGAAGUCCAGCAGCUGGAGCUUCCCGUGUUUGACGUGACGGUGACAAACGCUACCGGCACUGUCAUCACCCAGUCUAUCCUCGACUACAACCCAGCUAGACAAUGCUUCGUGGUGGCGGAAGAGUUUCCGACUUCCUUCUUGAGCGACUGUCAGGUCGUGCCCAAGGAGCAGGUCGGUCGGUACACCGGCAUGACAGCGAUGAUCGGGUCCAACGAGUACGUCAUCAAGCAGGGAGCAGGUGGCGUCUACUGGGUGGCAGACCUCAAGGGCAACAAGCCCCGGAGCGUCGACCUGGCCAACAAGCCCUACACCAUCUACACGCAGCUGCAGCUGCAGGUGGCGAAGGGCAAGUGGAUCCGACAGGGCGAGAGCGUCAGCAUCAGCAUCCCCGGCUACCGGUUCAAGUCGGUCCCUAGCAACCCCAACGCGUUCGUCACUCCCUCUACGGAUGACGCCUCCAAGACCAUCCGAGAGAGGACGAGGUUUCAGUUCGCGACGCCCAUCAGCGUUGGCAACGUUGGUAUGGCAGGAGCGACGACGGCAAGGAUGCUGAUGUUUGGUGGGGCCAUCUCAAGCAGCGACACCUGUACCAUCCAGGGGAGCGACAUAGAGGCCCCUCAGACCUCCGACGGGGUGACGGUCAACCAUGCUGAGACCAUGACUAGUGUAGGAGCGAGCAAGCCAGUCUUCCUUCCUCCCUCGACGUGGGGCUCCGGAUAUCUCAAGCCCGCAUGGUUCAAAGGUACCUGCGCCUCAAGCAGAGCCUUGCACGGUAUCUUCAUGCUUGAUGGUCAAAGGACAGGCGUCGAAUGGAUCGAGGUCGUGACCCCCGGCACUAGUUGCAGCUCCAACGUCAACGUUAUCAUCUCCAGCCCUUCCAAGGAUGCAGUAACCGACGCCUUGACAAACGAUCCUGUCUGUCCCGACGACUCCAGCCUGUGCACUCAGGCAACGGCUGUUGCGACGGUUAGCGGAGGCUCGAUCACGGGCAUUGCCCUGACAAACGGAGGGAGUGGAUAUUUCUUGGCGCCUACGGUGAGGCUGGUCAACUCAGACUCCAACACUCCUUGCGACGCCUUUGCCGUCGCUCAUCUGUCUCAUAACUUUACAGCUCGACUGCAAGUGUCGCCGAACUCAAACCUGAUGAUGUAUCGGAGCGAAAGAGACCAGUACGACUCGCUCACUGGCUUGCACUCUGCUGUAUUCUCCCCGGUAUCUCUCCACAAGAAGCAUGACGCAAGGAAGAUAACCGCUGAGGUCGGCACAGGAUACGUCGCUGCCAUUGUCGUCACGUCGGUUCCCCCUGCCUCCUGUGCCGGCCCGAUAGAAAUCGAGGCUCCGCCUUCAGGCAGGACCGCAAGGGCUCAGGCAGCAGCAGCUGCAGGCUUGUCGUUCAUUCAGGUGAUCGAUGGAGGCUACGGCUACGAGUAUCCUCCCGCCGUCAGCUUUGCUUGCGGGCAAGGCGCUGCUCGCGCUAUCCUAGGCUUCACUACCGCAGAUGUUCACAUGGCUGGAACCAGGGUCAACUCUUCUUACACGGGGCUACAACCUGCCCUGCUCUCAGCUGUCACGUCAGCACCAGCCUUUCAGACUACCGUGGACUCGCCGGUGGUGGUUGGCUUCAACAGCGUCUGCAGCAACGGGGCUACACUGACCUACUCCCGGGCCGGCAGCGGAUGGAACAACUCGCGGGUGACUGGGAUCAGCCUACCUGUCGGCAUCAACCUCAACGGGUUUGCCUUCGGCUUCACGUCCGUUACCAUCAGCCCUUCUCCUGUCAACGCCCACGGGCUGGUCGACCCUGCAGCAGACGCUCUCGCAGUUCCCACCUGGUCCUUUCCUGCCUCAGGAUCAGUGCUUGUCAACGGAGUGGAGGGGGUGGUGCAGUCGCUGCCUGGCACCGGGUCAGGCAAGGGCGUGAAUUCAAUCAUUCUGUACGAUGGGCCGAGCUCCAAGGUUGAGCUGACAACCUGCGACAAGGCCGUUCUUGUCUUCAACCCUCCACAACGUCCAGGAGGGAAGACCUUGAAAGUUCAACUGCUUCAACCCGCUGGCUCCAGCCUUCCCAUCUACGUGAUCGUGCAGCAGGGGCAGGGGUACGCCAACAUCCCGAUAGUCGUUGACAUUGACUUCGACGUCGGAGGCUCCGCCAAGAGCUACUCCAAGGACUUUGCUGACCUCUCAAGCAGCCAGCAGGCUACCUGCAGGCCCUCCUACUUUGCCUUCAACACAGCAUACCAGGGCUACAACGUCUACUCGGCAUUCGUCAGGUCCUCCAGCACUUCAGCACAGCCAACAGGCCUGACGCUAGAUGGAGUGCUGAUGACGCGGGAAGGGUACGGGUACGAGACUGCUCCUCCAGCCACCUUGAGCUGCAGCGGAUGCUCCACCAGCCAGUGUGCUGAUCAGUACGCGUCCUCCAUCGCCAAUGACGUCUGCACGGCCUCUGCUCUCACCGUUGACGCUACGGUGAGCGGGGGAUGCACGGGAGGCUGUCAACGGCAGGUGAAUGUCAACGCUUUCUUCUCACCCAACAACGGCAACGGAAUGCAGAUCUGCUCGCCUGCUGCUGGUGCCGGUGACUACCGUACACGCAAGACGCUCCAAAUGCGCGUGUCCAACGGGCUAUCUGCCUUCUCAACCAACAACGUGUACACUGUUAGACGCAGCCAGGGCUUCCAAGGCGCGAAGGGCUCACUGAUCUUCAAGAUCACCGGCAACGGCGCCUUCUCCCUCUCGUCUCUCUGCGAGGUCCCACGAGUCAUCGUGGAGCCUCCACCUAGCGGGGGGGUGCAGGCUCAGGUCAACCUUGACUACCUCGACACCUCUUACGACCCUUACACCAACAGACCGUCCGCAAGCUUGACAGCAGCCAGCAAGGGGUUUGCAGCUGAGAAUGCAACGUACAGGUACCUGCUCAAGGUCGUCAAUGCAGGAUCAGGGUACCUCAAACCUCCGAGCAUCAGCAUAGUCUCACCGUCGGGUCUGUUGCCUACCUGCCCUCCUCCCAUAGUUGGCGCCUUCCCGAGGAACGGGCUGGUUGCGUCCAGGGUGGAGCUCAUUCGAAACAUUUCUCUCCCCGAAGCCAACCAGGGAAGUACUAAGGUCCAGCCGACGUGCAGCAGCGGAUCGUUCGUCGUCAAGUCACUUUGCCCAGGCUCCAAGCAGUGUACGAGCUCUUACUCGCGAGCAGAGCUGAACCCGCUCCCUUCCUGCUCGACGUCAUCGCAGUGCGCCGGUUGCAGUACCUUCCCUUGUUCGUCCCAUGCAUGCGGGCCUGACAAUUGUCCUUCUUACCUCUCGACGGUACUCGACGCUUCUCUUUCUGACGUGGUGCCAGACGAAGCGCUCGCUGUGAUCGGAUGGGAUGCUCGGGCCCAGCAGCCAGUCCUGCUCAACCAGGGCUUCGGGUUUUCUCCCAGCUCGCCUAACCCGCUCCGACUUGAGUUCCCCUCCGACUCAGGGCAGGCGUAUCCCUGCGCGGAGAUUCUUCUCUACCUCUCAGCUGACUACAGCUCUGAGGCCCUUCAGCCAGGCCCUCUGCACUGGCCGGGCGACCUGUCCUACAACCAGAACGCUAUCCGGAACUAUGCUGGGGAGGUGACGGAGGUCGAAUACUUGUUUCGACCUGGCUUCAUCAAUGCAAUCUACGGCUCGUUCAGCAACUUCCCUGUGACUACGCUCAUCUCUCUUAGAGAUCAGUCAGCCCGCAGACUUUUGCAGGCCUCCAGCUCAGCUCUGCUGGGGGUUGUGUCAGCAGGAGGGUUCAAGGUCGGAGAUUACAUCCGACUGGCUGACGAGGUCAUGCUAGUCAACGCGGUCAGCCAGCAGCAGAACACGCUGUCGGUCACCCGAGGAGCAUUGAACACCAGCGUUGCUUCCUCCUUCGCUCUAGGAACCGUAGUCCGCACUUUCAACCCCGGCUCGGUGCUGCUGCAAGACGUCGCAAGCGACGCGACGACCAUUCAAGUAUCGGAAUCAUCAGGGCUCAACUCGGACAGAUACAUCCAGGUAGAGCAUGAGAUCAUGUACAUCACCAGCGUCGACGCCUCGUCCAUGACCGUCCUGCGGGCUCAGGAAGGGACGCGUGCGAGCAGCCAUGCCGCCUUCAAGCCAGUGGGCUACAUCCGUCCUUCCCAGCAGUAUCCUAUCGUGCUGCUGGAGGCCGUCAGCGCCAGUCAGACGACUUUGUCCGUGUCUGACGGGAGUUUCUUCUAUCCGGGCGCCUCCAUCCAGGUGCUGAGCGAGACCAUGGCGGUCACAGCUGUCUCAGGCGACACCCUGACUGUCCAGCGAGGUCAAGAGUCGACCUCACCUGCCGCGUAUCCCAAGCAGGUGCUGGUGACGCUUGUGCAAGGCUCGGCAAGCGUUGUAUCGGUUACCAGCAGCACGAUACCUUCUAUCAAAAGAUCCUCCAUGAAUCUCCUGAGUUUAACUCAAUCCACUGACGCCAUUCUUAAUGUGAUGGACCCGGUGAAGAACACGUCAUCGUCCGGCUUUCAACCUGGCGAUUAUGUGGGAAUUUAUAAUGACUUCUAUAUCUUGAAGGAAGUGAUGUUAGUGUUGAGUACUGAGACAGCUAGAGUAUCAGAUUAUCUUUAUCAGAAUCUGACUGUUGCAAGAGCACAGUUUCAGACGACGGCCAGCUUGUUUUCCCCAGGACUCCCACUAACUCUCGUCUCAAGUCCGCGCAUUGUGGAACAGAUGCUAAGCAAGACGGAUACAAUCCCUGUCUUCUCCACAUCCACAGAUCUGCAAGCUGGAGACCUCCUGCGAGUCAGCUCAGCUUCAAAUGAAUGGCAGAUUGAAGUGAUGGAGUAUCAGUCUGAUGGGAGUGUACUUCGAGGAUUGAUCCCUGAUUACUUUGGCAGGUCGCAGGCAUCAUCCAUAUCAGCAGGAGCUCUUGUCCAGACCAUUGCACAGCCUGCUUACUUGAGUCCUCCUUACUGCACUUCUAAGAGUGGUUCAGAUUUGAACAUGACGAGUGUCUCUAGCUUCGCUGUCGGCGACAUAGUGUCGGAUGGCAUUGCGGUUUACAACGUGACAGCUAUCAAUGUUGGGUCAAGUCAGAUGACCGUUGAAAGCCUUUAUGUCUCAGGUGCUACUCCAUUAUGCUCGACCAAAUUUGGUGAUCCUCCUUCAUACGUAGUCAAGACAGAGGGCCUGAGGGUCUUGAGUUCUGCUGUGAAAGUCGAUCAAGGAAACUUUUUACAAGAAUAUCCGUUCUUGUUUUCAAUCAACUUGCAGACCGUGGUCUCUGAUUUCUAUGCACCUGGAGACUUUGUUUGGAUUGCUGACAAGAGCACGUCUCGUUCUGGCAUUUUUGUAGUUGAGGAUGUUGGAAACUACUCCCUGAAUGUCUCAGUUUUCUCAUUGGAUAAACAAGAUGAACCUCAAAUUAAUUUUGGGAUAGGCACAGCAGUUCUCUACAAGUACGAACGCUUCGAUGUGAUCAACGGUACUGCUCUCUCCCCAGGAGACAUCGUGCUCUUCUCGUGGUUAUUUCAGGGCGGAACAGGUCAAAUCAUUUCUGCCACUGAAAAUGAAAUUCGAUUGAAAAUCACUGGCGCAAGAUAUUAUUUUCUCAAAACUCCUUCUAGAUCAUCUUUGUACUGGCGUAUCAAUGAUUUGUGUAAGACCUUCCAGCUCCUCCCGGUGUCAAAGACGAGCUACGCCAGGUCAAAGCUUGCUCUCGCUAUCAACUCCGAGGUCAACACUAUGACUCUCUUUGACGCGUCCGGGUUUAGAGUGGGGGACAGCUUCACCGUCGACCAAGAGGUCAUGACCAUAGACAACCUCAACGGCAACCUCAUCCAGGUCAAGCGCGCUCAGCGAGGCACCUCCGCUGCUUCUCAUGCGCUGGACGCGCUUGUAGAAUGGACGGCGCCGCUAUCCGCUGCCUCUCCUCAAGUCUCGUCCGUGACCCCUUUGCUCCGACGUGACCAGCACUUGCGAUACAUCUCUCAGGUCGGCCCCAUCACCCUUCCCAGCUCAAUCCAGCAGCUCUCGAGCUAUCAGAAUGUAUGGGCAGAGCUCGACGAGGAGAUCAUCUUGAUCCGACAGCCCGCCUCAGGCAUCGUCAAGGCGUCUGAUCGGGGGCUGAGAGGAACAGCAGCGGCGGCGCACGUGAGCAACACGACCUACAACGUCCCCAACGCGUUCUUCUCCUGGCUCUUCUCCUUCAAGUCAAGCCUGCCAGGUGCAUCAGGCUUCUCAGCUCUGCCCGUAUACGACAUGAACGCUGCUGGAGUCAUCGCCUUGUCAGGGGUUCACGUGCUGUCGGGAGGUAGCAGGGUGACGAGCGAGCCGACUCUAGAACUCACUCUCAACCGCUUCAUUGAGAACGAGGCCCGAGGACAGUCAGUCGCAGGCCCUUCGUACUCAUACCGCACCUUGAUCCAGCAGACCUUCCUGCAGGUUGACCUGUCCGACAAGUUCACUGGGAGGCUCAUAAGGCCGAGCCUCAACUACCCAGUUGCCUACCAACCUUGGAGGUUCCCAGCUGAUCCUCUUUACUUCCAGGACAGGAUGGACGGCUUUGAUCCUGCCUCCGACAGCUCCAUCCUGUCUCCUUCCCACAACAGCUCCAACGCCAUCAACGGGAGCUCAGCUGACCCCUUCGAGCCAGGCUCACCUGUCUUCGUGCUGGACUCCUUCGGUCACAUGCUGGGGGAUCAGGCGGUCCAUCAGCAGAGCAUCGUGGUAUCGGAUGGCGCUACUUACACCUACUCCAUCAGCAGCAGGCCGUCCGUCCUCGACUCGGUCUGGAGCAGCCCACCCUUGCUGAUAGUCUCAACCUCCUCGCCUACAUCCGUAGACCUGUUCCUCAAUGACACGGUCGCUGGCGGGUACUCCAACGGACAGCACACUGCUUUGCUGUCCUCUAGCACGAGAAUGUUUGUCUGGAAGACGGAUCCUCGCAAGCUCGCGGUGCUUGCAGGACCAGCAAGCGCAGCAGCCUCUUCGGCGAGCUUCACAUCCUCAACACCAGCACCUGGCGUCAACGUCGGCGCCAUCGUCGGCGGCGUGAUCGGUGGCAUCGUCGGAGCUGCUGGGCUCGGCAUGCUGGCUUACAAGCUUUUCGCUCAUAAGAAAGUCGCCAAGUCAGCGGAUGUAGAGAUGGCGCCGGUGUACGAAUCUCAGGCGAUCGCCUAUCUCGUGCAGUUGUGUGUUCAUCAUGAGGAGAAGGACACGGCAGGGCAGGCAGGACAGGAGGCGAAUACAGCAGCGCAGGGUCAGGAAAAGAGACAAGCAAAAAAGGAUGUAACACAGCUCACCCAGCCUGACUGA
Molecule: messenger RNA, 12315 nt
Organism: Guillardia theta CCMP2712
Lineage: Eukaryota; Cryptophyceae; Pyrenomonadales; Geminigeraceae
Exons: 5
Coding region: 1-12315 (4104 amino acids)
Source: RefSeq, a predicted model, not a curated record